Molecule: messenger RNA, 1625 nt
Organism: Amoebophrya sp. A120
Lineage: Eukaryota; Dinophyceae; Syndiniales; Amoebophryaceae
Source: the annotation of a GenBank genome assembly
CCUCAAGUUAGUAUUCUUAUUCUCGGCGAGCCUUGAAAGAUAGGGCUAGAGUUACUUCCUGACUCCGGGUGCGGCAGUGGUCUACUCAGUAUCUGAGAAGCCACCAACACGCUUGAAAUGCAGCCUGCUGGGACAAACGAAAGUUCCGUCACUUAAUAACGCAGGCAAACCGGCCUUGUGGUUCUCCACCCGCAGCUCUUUUACACGGUUGUGAGACGUUUGCUGGACUCCCCUCUCAGCGUCAGCGCGUCCGUCGCAAGGUGACGAAGCCCGCCAGGAUGCCGCCGCACGUAUUGCGCCUUACCUGGAGCUGUAUCCGGCUCGCGGUUCUGUGCAGCUGGUGCGGAAGGUGUGCGGCCGAAAUUCAGGAUCGCAGUCCGGUGACAAGCAGCGGCGAGGACAAGAAACAACUUACGAGUAGUGUAAAAUCUCCGGAGACACAUCAAGUGACAUCUCCUUCGACAACAUCUUAUCCCAACAAGAAUGAGCUGAGUAGCUCCCCCAUUCCUCGCACAGAUACAGUUCCGCCGGUCUUGCCGACGGCGCAAGGACGAAUGAUUAGUACGGAAAGCAGCACCGCGGCCACCUCGGAGCACAACAUCCAGGAUCAUGAAGAAUACGCUAUGACCACUGGUGGUGCCUCAGCAAGUGCAAGUCAAGAGGAUCAUGAUCAAGCUCCAAAAAAGAGGCAGCAUAUUUCUUCAUCAUCUCUUCCUCGCGCAACAAGCCACGUCGAGGACUCCAAUGUAAACCCACACCCACCCGAGGUCAGCAUGGCCAUGGGCGAUGUGUUGCAGCAAAGCCCAACCAAUCAUCAACAAAUGAAAAUGUCGACAGGAACUGUACACCGAGAAGCAAGCAAGGCGACGUCAGAACUUGAGACGCAGGCCAGCGUGGUAGCUGCCAUCAGAAGUAGAGUGAUGGGCUCUGGAACAACUACAACGGCGGCCGCGGCAGCGGAUGAAACGUUAACGAUGGCGUAUGUGCAGAACAAGUUAGUCCCUGCCCUGCAUACAGCUGUCAUGUACAGCAUCGUCUGUGGUGCUUUCUAUCACACGCCGAUCCUCGCGUGGGCAUAUUCCAAAUCACCGCCCGGGGACCAACAUACCAACCGACUGAAGAUUCUGCCACUGGACGACAACGAUCCCAACUUCAAGGAAGUAAAGCGCAGAAUUCCGAUUCCACCAAACGCAAACCUUCAGCUAGUGGGGGACGCGCCCGCAGCACCCGCCUCGGGGCGAGUGCCCUACCCUGGUGUCGGGGAAGGUCGUGUCAUAGAAGGCUACUCCUCGACCAUCGAGGUCGCCGAGUCCGAAGGCACUUCCUGGAAUUAUUUGCUAACGCAAAAAAUUAAGACCGCCGCCGGCGACGUUGCUGGCGGCGUCGAGCAGACGUACACAGUCAAGAGCAAGCUUAAUAUUCUGGUACCGGAGCCGAUCCUUCAGGGGACGCAGACAGACCAGAAGUUCCAUCUCAUAAAUAUGCAGAUGCUCGAACUGUCCCACGCCCCGGUGGAGGAGCAGCAGCAGUUUGGCUGGAAACCACUGCUGCUGUCCGGUCCCCAGGCCGCGGGACCCCGCUUCAACAACAUAGGCACGUUGCAGCCGCGCAGUAACUUGAUGUAG